Messenger RNA from Carassius carassius (crucian carp), 1274 nucleotides. RefSeq names its product interleukin 12Ba (gene il12ba). The record is from RefSeq and is a predicted model, not a curated record. Gene Ontology annotation, molecular function: protein binding. The coding region runs from base 58 to 1035 and encodes 325 amino acids. Lineage: Eukaryota; Metazoa; Chordata; Actinopteri; Cypriniformes; Cyprinidae. The transcript is spliced from 7 exons.
AUCAGUGAUUAAGAGUAUUCAUUGCAGACUAAACUUUUCUCUUUUUUCGACCAUCAGAUGUUUUUUCUCUUUUUGAGUAUGUUGUUGUUUCUCCGGUCCUCUGCUGACGGAUCCAUCAAAACAGCUGAGAGUUACUGGACACUUAAACCAAAUGUGCUUGUUGUGAAUGUCGAUGCAAGUGAAGAUGAAAACAUGGUGCCACUUAUCUGUGGAGAAGCCUAUGAAGGGGAAAAUAUUACAUGGACCAGAAACAACGAGGAAAAUCUGGAGGCUCAAGGAAACAGGAUCGUCAUCACAGUGGAGGCCUGGAAGGGGGGCAACUACUCCUGUUUCAACAGUGAGGGAUCCUACCUAAACCACACACUGGUGCUGGCUCAAUGGUCCUUCAGGAAGUUUAUCAAGAAUACUCCUGAGAAAGGUUACAUUUAUUGUUCAACAAAUAACUACGGCGGUUCCUUCAAAUGUAAAUGGGAAUGGGGUGAGAACAGGAAUGGCCAUGUUGUUCAUAUCAAAGCCACACGUCCUCAUGGUGGAAGCAACAUCAGCUGCAGUCUGGAUGACGGAGGACAGUCUAUCACAUGCUUGGACCAUGACUACUGUCCCUAUGCAGAGGAGGUGGAGCGCAUCAACCUGACCAUAUACUCCAGAAGCAGCUUUGUUGUUGAAUCCUACAAUACAAAGUUCUACAUCAUGGAUAUCGUGAGGCCUGACAUGGUGCCUAUUAGUAGGAUCAACAAAACAUCUGUAGAGGUCAGAUACCCACACUCCUGGAACACACCAUCAUCUUACUUCCCUCUCAUGUUCCAAGUGGUUCGCUGUCGGAAACGUGAAAAAUGUGACUGCUCCAAACCGAACUUACAAGAGAUUUUAUUCACACAAAGUCACCGGCUGCCAGUGAAAAAAGGGAUGUGUGUUUGUGUGAGAGCCAAGGACGAAUUCUGCAAUUCCUCAUGGAGUGACUGGAGCCAGUACAAAUGCAAAACCAGGAAAAACGGAAAGCAGAGGAACCGAGUACCAAAGUUAAAGAUGCUAUAAUUUAUUAUGCAUCAUUAAAUAAAAAUCUAUAGAACCAUUAUGAUGCUUUCUGUAGUUAUGAACAAUGACUGACUCUAUAAGGCCUUCUCUGGUCAUAUACUGUGUAAUUAAAUGCAAACACAUAAUAUGUGUUCUUGUAAUAAUGUAUUUAUUGUAAUAACACUUAUGCUCUUAAAUGAAUUAUUUAUAACUGUAGUACAUUUUAACUGUGUUAAAUGUAUUUAUUAUGAUUGCUGAUG